AUGACCGAAACUAUUGAAAACUUAAGGGAUUUCAACUAUUUCAAAUUAAACACCAAUACACAUAUAUUGGUAGAAUAUAUUUGGAUAGAUGGUACUGGAGAGAGACUGAGAUCCAAAACCAAAGUGUACAAUACUGCUAUUAAAAGUCUGGAUGAUGUUGAAUGGUGGACCUUUGAUGGUUCAUCUACAGAUCAAGCAAUCACGAAAUUUAGUGAGAUUUUCCUUAAGCCUGUUUGUAUGGUGAGAGAUCCCUUUCGUGGAGAUCCACAUAAAUUUGUAUUAUGUGAAACAUACAAGCCAGACCGUAAAACACCAGCACGUUUCAAUUUUAGGUGGAUUGCUGAAAAAAUAAUGUAAGAAGCAAGUGAGAAUGAUCCUUGGUUUGGCAUUGAAUAAGAAUAUUUUAUGUUAAAGAGGACAGGCACAACUCAUUUGUGGCCCUUGGGAUGGCCAGUCGGAGGGUUUCCAUAUCCUUAAGGAAGAUAUUACUGUUCGAUAGGAGAACGCAACAAUUUUGGAAGAGCAUUGUCUGAAGCUCAUCAAAGAGCUUGUCUUUGUGCAGGCCUGAAAUUAUCAGGAAUAAAUUCAGAGGUAGCUCCUUCAUAGUGGGAAUUUCAGAUUGGGAUUGCAAGAGGUAUAGAGGCAGGGGAUCAUCUAUGGUUGGCAAGAUAUAUAUUGGAGAGAUUGGGCGAAGAGUUUGGGAUUGAUAUCAAUUAUGAUCCAAAGCCCAUUCAAGGAGAUUGGAAUGGCACAGGGGCUCAUUGCAAUUUCUCAACAACGAGCACAAGAGAAUAGGGAGGGUAUGAAUACAUAAAGGAUUUUAUGUUGCCACUUUUGGAAAAGAACCACCAAAAAAUGAUGUUGUUGUAUGGGUUAAACAAUGAAGCGAGAUUGACUGGCAAACAUGAGACUGGAGAAUACAAUUAAUUCUCUUGGGGAGAUGGCUCUAGGGGGUGUUCCAUUAGAGUACCAAUAAUCACAAAAGAAUUAGGCAAGGGGUAUUUGGAAGAUCGAAGACCUGCAGCCAAUAUGGAUCCAUAUCUUGUAUGUAGUGCAUUAGUUGAUGCAACUUGUAUGAAUGGGAAGUAUCUUAUGACUUUAAUUGAAUAAUUUGCUGAAUCAUUAAAGCAAUUAUGA
Molecule: messenger RNA, 1137 nt
Organism: Paramecium tetraurelia
Lineage: Eukaryota; Ciliophora; Oligohymenophorea; Peniculida; Parameciidae
Exons: 2
Cellular component (GO): cytoplasm
Molecular function (GO): glutamine synthetase activity
Source: RefSeq, a predicted model, not a curated record